GAAGCGUCAACGCCGUGUGUCUGAUCAUAGGGAUAAAAUAUCAGCCCUUUUGAAUAAUGAUUUUUGUCAGAACUGCGCCCUACUCUUCGCAUGUCCCACACCCAGCUUCUCGCCCUUCCUAUUUUCUUUCAGUUCUCCUACAUUCCCUGUCUACCUCUCACUCACACACGUCACUUACUGCUGAAUCACACUUUUAAUUCCCUCCUUCCAUUCCCACCGUGUCGCUCUCUCCUGCAUCAUUUCUCUUUGAUAUUUCCUUCCCCCAACCCCCCUGUUCUCUUGUUUCGUUCGCCCCCCUCAUUUCCUCCGGACUUUUCUUUCCCUCUUUCUCCCUGCUCUCCCUUUGGCAACCCCUUCCCCGGGGCUCACUGGGCCCCGCCUUCCUUGAGUAAAAGUGAGGAGUCAGCCCAGACUGUCCUUAUAUGGAGUGGGACUGACGGCAGCAGAGUGGAGGUGGGUCCUACUAUAGGGAAGCCCACCUUACAUUGUUACUAUCCUCUGCCUGGAAUGUGCUGCCUGAUCCCUGCACUGCGGGGAAGGGAAGAGAAGGGGGAGAGGAAACGACUUUACUAAGGGACUUGCUCUGCUCCAUAUUCCGCGCUAGGACGGCCGAUCAUCCCGUGUCACGCUAUACACGGCAAGCUGGGUGGCUGAAGCUUUUCCAUGUUUGGUUCUUGCAAGGACCAGGUAUUUAGAAUAGCUGAUGUGUGCUGGAAUGGUUUGUGAAGGGAAAUAUUACUCUGCAUCUGGAUGUGUCAUUCUUGAAAGGGGACCCUCAGUCUCUGUCAUAGAAAUCAGUGGAGAAAGGUUAAAAUGGUGACUGGAUGUCCGCCAUGGUGUGCUUAUCAAGAAGAGAAAGGAUAAUAAUUGACUUGCCAAGGAACUCCUAUUAGAAAAAAAAUAAAGUAAGGGCUCUUGUGAGAGCCAUCAAUUUGCUGUAGCCAUGGAACACACAAGCCGACAUCUUCGAUUUAAGUUACAAAGUCUAACCCGCCGCCUAGAUGAUCUGGAAGAAGCUACAAGAAAUCUACAGAAAGCAGAAGACGAAGUUCUGGAACUUCAGGAAAAAAUUGUCCAAGUAGAAGGGAACAACUCUAGCAUGUUGACAGAUGUUGAAGCUUUGAGAAAGAGAGUUGUUAAAAUUGAAGGUAAAGAUGAAGAGGCUAGAAAAACAGAGGACUUGUGCAGGCUUGUCAGGGAAAAACUAGAAAAUCAAGAGAAUAUUACCCGAGAACUUAGAUCAGAAAUCGAAAUUCUCCGAAAAAAGAUGACAGAACUGGAGAAGCUAGAAGAAGCUUUUAGCAAGAGCAAAAGUGACUGCACCCAACUGUGUCUUAGUUUAAAUGAAGAAAAAAAUAUGUCUAGGAAAUUAACUUCUGAACUUGAAACACUUAGGGCCAGAAUCAAAGAACUGGAAUCUUCUGAAAGCAAACUGGAUAAAGCUGAAGAUUUUUUGACUAGCGAACUUGAAAAAAUUAGGUCUUUGGCUGUUGGAUUUACUAAUGAAAGAAAAUAUUUUCUGGAGAAGGAAAAGCAGAAUGAAAAAAUAAUUCUGGAGCUUAAACAGCAGUUAGAGUCAAGAGGUGAAGAAAAAAAUGGAGACCAGACCAGAAAUGAAUCAAAUGUUUUGGAGCGGUCACCUGAUCAGUUUGUGGAACACAAUAAAAUAAGGAUUGAAGACAACCUGAUAUCUAAAUUGUCUCAAGGAGUUGGUUUUGACUACAUUAAAUCAGAGAAUCAAACAACUAGCGAAAAUGAGAGGAAUAAACGACAAGAAGACAAUAAAAUAAAAGAUUUGUGUCAAGAAAUUGAGAAACUCAAAAGUCAGAUAAAACGAUUUGAAGGAAUUGAGGAAGAGCUCAAACAGUUGAAAGAGAAAAAUGGAAAAUUGCAAGAAACCUUCAUCAGUGAACAGAAUAAAGCCAGACAUUUUGAUGAUGAGCUACAGGCACUAAAAAGACAGGGUAGUCUGCACCAUGAAGUAGGAAAUGGGGUUAUCAGUAGUGAUGAAAUAAGUUUACACAGUAAAUCGAAAAAUGAAAGAUCUAACAAGUCAAAAGGAGUAACACCUGAAACUCCUGUAUCAAAAUAUAAUCAGAGAGAGUUGUCUCCAAAACAACUGAGAAAAGAGAGGCACCGUGACAUGGAUGUAGAUAUUUAUUCUAAGAGACAUUUAUCAAGCACAAACAGCAAGAGACCUUUAAAACCUGCUUUAUCUGACAUGACUAUAACCCAUUCAAGGAAAUCUGAAGAAAGACUUUCUUCCAGUGUAUUAGCUGCUAAAGAUAUUGGAGCGCUACAUGACACAAAGAAGGCUAAAGAUCAGCCAUCUGUAUUAAGUCGGUAUCCACCAGCUGCCCAAGAAUGUAACACCCAAAAAACAUGGAAAGCAUCAACAGGAAAUAAAGACAUAUCCACAAAACAAUUUGGGGAAGACUAUUCUAUUAAAGUUACUCCUAUUGUUGACAACUCAAAGAAAGAAAGCACAUCUGAAGAAGAGGAAGAUUUAAAUGAGACUCCAGACAAAGUCAAUUCAAAUCUUGACGAAGAGGUGCAGUUGGAUGAAAAUGUUUCAUCUGCAUUGCAUUCUCAACCCGUUACCUCUGGGUUAGAGGUGACAUCUCCAGAUAAAUAUACUGCAAAGAUGGUGGAAGUCCAAACUAAAACUCCUAAUUCAGACACCACUGAAAUAAAGGAGACCAUAUCUCAGGAUAGACCUUCCAGAUACUCUCGUCUUAAAUCGAGAAUGGAUAGCAUUACACAUUCUUCCGAUACUGCUCAAUCCCCCAAGCCACUAUCAAGUAAAGAUGAAAAAGAUUUACUUGGCAAUCAGAAUUUAAAUUCAAAUAGAGUGUCAUAUAACAGAGAAAGACAAAGACCUUUAUCAUCUUUAAAGCCACAAAUUCCUGAAAAACCUCAUAUUUCAGAAUCUACUGAAAAGAAAGAAUGGGACAAAAGAAAUGUAACUUCAAGAAUUCAGAACAGAAGACAGUCAAAUCCUAAAGAAAAGACACCCAUAUUAGAACACAGGAUUUCCCAAUUUGAUUUGGACAGCCAUCCGCAACAAAGAGAUUCAAUAUCGGAAAUAUCCAGGAGAACAUCUUCUGAUAUUUCAGAAAACAUUGAUAAACAUACCCGCAUAGAAAUAAGGGCAAGAUCAUAUAGCCCAAGAGAAGCUUUGCAAUCCACCGUGAUUAUUAAGCCAGUUAUUGUUGAAAAAGACACAAAAGAAAGUAUGGGUGAAUACAGAGCAAGAUCCAGUGCGGAACAUAGUAGAUCACCAGUUAAUACAACAACAACAAAUAAAGUGACAAGUAGUAUAACAUUUUUUCCAACCGAAUCACCUUCCUCUAGGUCGAACACAGAUGAGAUCAUAAAACAAAGGCAUACUUCUACUAGUAAUAUUCGGCUAUCUGCCAAUGACCAACCUUUGUCAAACAACAUAAGUAUUCCAUUUGAAAUAUCAUUCAAUAAACAAGACAUGUUAAAAUUGGUGGAUACAAAUAAUGACCUGGAUCGUAAAAAGAACAGCCACGCUUUUGACCCUGGCAAUCUUAAAGAACAAAUGAAAAACAACAAUAAUAGUGUUGGCCUAGAAAGUGCUUUGAUGAAAAGUCAUGAAAUUGAAGGCAAUCAUUUGGAUAAUAAAAGUGUAAAGGUUAGAAGUUCUUAUGGGCGCAAUUUGUUUGGAUCCACUGAAGAACUAGAUAUUCUGUCUAAUCACAAAGAUGUGUCGGUGGAUACCAAGCAUAGGCGGAGAUCUGCAUUUGAGGAUGAGAGACCUGGGAAACUUCGUGCACGGGAAAUUUAUUCAAAGAACAGAAAUUCUUUUGAAAAUAGUUCAAGUACAGUCAAUGACAUUGUUUCCAAAAGGAGCUUAUCUGCAAUGGAGAAUACAACAAGAAGACAUCCAGUUAAUGAAUCUUCUGGACUUAAUUCCUGGAAUCGCCUAAGCACAGAGUCUCAGAGUGAGUACAGUUAUAGCUCUAGGAGAAAAGCGAACAAUCAUGAAAAACUGACAAAAGUCGACUCUUCCGGGAAUAAAUCUCAGCAUCAUCAGACAAGCAUGGUGGAAGAGCGGAUACGGCGGUUAGAGCAAUAGCCUAUAGGGAAAUACAGGAAUAAGAAGGGUUUUGAAACCACAGACCUCCAGAGAUGCACACUCCAUUAAAAUCAGAAGAAUGCUGCUCAAUUGACUGUGUAUCCCCACACGCUUCCUUCCAAGCAUUGUAUGGACUGUAAUCAUCUUGUAUAUUUUGUUAAUGUAUAUUCCUUUGCUUAAGCAGCAUAUUUUCAAGAGAUGCAACUGCAUGAUCUCUCAGGGUAACAAGAAAGGCACAGAUAUUAUAACUGUAUAUAUACAUAUAUAUAUAUAUAAGUUCAGAUAAUGGCAUUUGGGGCAAAUCUAUAUAUAGAGUUUUUUCAUAUGCAGAAGAAAAAAUUGGUUUGCAUGGCUACUGCUCUAAAACAAUUCGGUACUAAAAGUACAUUUUUCCCCUCUACCCCCUCUGUUAUAUUUUAAAUCAAUUUUAACUUAUAAAGAAUACUGGGGGCAGUUAUUUGUGCAAAUUCCCUGUACAGUGUAGGUUCUGUUUAUUCAUUCUGCGCAUGCACCAUUGUAUAGAUAAGAGAUGUUUCUUACAGUUAAUUAUUGUAUGUGUGUAUAUAGGUGCAAAAAAGUGAACUCAUACAAGCAUGUGAUGAAAAACAAUUUGUUUGCCUUUAACAUUCACAAAAUGUUGAAGAUGGAACCUUAUUGUGUACAGCAGCAUUUUGUUUCUGCUUUCAACAAAAACCAUCCCUCACUUUGAUGUUUUAAACAGAAAAUUCUAUUUUAAUGAAAAUCAGAAAUGUAUACAAGACUACUGAAUAAAAUGUACCUGUUUUCUGUACCUUAUAUCAGAAAAUAUAUUUUGCUAUUACAUAGACACUAAAAAUGGCUGGGGAUGAUGGGAGUUGAAUGAACCAAAGAAAUUCCAGGAGGAAAGCAUUUGAAAGCACUUAUCAUUCAUUGUGUCACUUUUAAUAAUCAACAGUAUAUGAAGCUCUAUAGUUUUGUCAUCUAGUUCAUAAACUGACAAUUUAACCCUCCAGAUGUUAUUGAAUAGCACUGGUGGGUUACAAUUAAAUAACAUUUAUAGAAUCGCCUGUUGCCAAGGCCUGGCACUUAACACUUAGUUGUCACUAUUUACAUUGGAAAGUCAUAAUUUCUACCCUCUAAAAGUGCAGGGAUAAA
Molecule: messenger RNA, 5236 nt
Organism: Xenopus laevis (African clawed frog)
Lineage: Eukaryota; Metazoa; Chordata; Amphibia; Anura; Pipidae
Gene: luzp1.L
Product: leucine zipper protein 1 L homeolog
Exons: 7
Coding region: 944-4102 (1052 amino acids)
Biological process (GO): neural fold bending
Source: RefSeq, a predicted model, not a curated record